AUGUUUCUUCCAUCAGUUUCACCUUGUAAUAAUACCACAAAUUUAAAUUAUUAUCAACAUUCCCCUUCAACAAAUAAUAUUCGAGAUAAUGCUGCUAAUUCACUAACAACAAAUAAUUGUUUAUUAAAACCUGGAAAGUUUCCUGUUCAAAAAGAAGAUAUUGUUGCUGCUUCAGCUUCUUCAUUUUCCUCUUCUCUUGGUAUGGAUACUCUUAGACAGAAAAAACGUUCUCGAUCACAACCUGGAAUUUCUCUUAUUUCCACAAAUCAACAAAAAUUAGAAAAAAAUUUAAUUCAACAAGAUGUUGAUUUUAUUGAAACAGAUUGUUGUUGUUUAGCAGAAACUAGCCAAACUAACGCUACGUUGCUUUGGUCUGCUUCAACAACAACUGAAGCAAAGGGGGAAAGAAAUUCAAUAAUUACAAUAUCUCCACAAAAUAAAAUUAAUAUAAAUGGAUUAAGUAAAAGUGUUGUUAUUAUUGAUAGAAGAAAAGGGGGAGGAAAUGAUAGAAGAAAUAAAGAUGAGGAAGAAGAAGAAAAUGGAAAUGGGGGAAGUUGUUGUUCACAAGAUAGCGGUGUAAGAAGCAGGUUAGGGAAAGAAAGAAAUAAUAAAAAGCAGAAUUUUCCGGAAUUAAUAAUUAAAAAUCAGAAUUUGUAA
Molecule: messenger RNA, 657 nt
Organism: Meloidogyne enterolobii
Lineage: Eukaryota; Metazoa; Nematoda; Chromadorea; Rhabditida; Meloidogynidae
Source: the annotation of a GenBank genome assembly